CCUGCGGGGGCUCGGGGCGCGGGCCUGCGUGACCUUGGGUUUGCCUCCCGGAAUGCGCCGGGAUGGAAGUGCGGUGUGGGUACUGCGCAGCGCUGGGGGUCGCGGUCCCUGGUGGCUUCCUGCACGGAUGAGUGCUUGGGAUUCUACAUGUUUUUGCUGAACUUGUGAAAGAGACAACCUGGAUGGUGGAUUAACAGGAACACUGACCUGUGGGAAGGAAGCUUCAUAUCUAAAAAUAUUGGAUUUUCACCCUAGUCUAGCAGCUCUGCUGCUCACAUAAAUACAGAUGAAUGAAGACCCCAUUCGGGAAGACACCUGGCCAGCGGUCCAGAGCUGAUGCAGGCCAUGCUGGAGUCUCUGCAAGCAUGAUGAAGAAGAGGACAUCUCACAAAAAACAUCGGACCAGUGUGGGACCAAGCAAGCCUGUGUCCCAGCCCCGGCGGAACAUCGUAGGCUGCAGGAUUCAGCAUGGGUGGAGAGAGGGCAACGGCCCUGUCACCCAGUGGAAGGGGACUGUCCUGGACCAGGUGCCUGUGAAUCCUUCCCUGUAUCUUAUAAAGUAUGAUGGAUUUGACUGUGUUUAUGGACUAGAACUUAAUAAAGAUGAAAGAGUUUCUGCACUUGAAGUUCUCCCUGAUAGAGUUGCCACAUCUCGGAUCAGCGAUGCACACUUAGCGGACACCAUGAUUGGCAAAGCAGUGGAGCACAUGUUUGAAACAGAGGAUGGCUCUAAAGAUGAGUGGAGGGGCAUGGUCUUGGCACGGGCACCUGUCAUGAACACAUGGUUUUACAUCACCUAUGAGAAAGACCCUGUCUUGUACAUGUACCAGCUCCUAGAUGACUACAAAGAAGGCGACCUCCGCAUCAUGCCCGAUUCCAAUGAUUCUCCUCCAGCAGAAAGGGAACCAGGAGAAGUUGUGGACAGCCUGGUAGGCAAACAAGUGGAAUAUGCCAAAGAAGAUGGCUCGAAAAGGACUGGCAUGGUCAUCCACCAAGUAGAGGCCAAACCCUCUGUCUAUUUCAUCAAGUUUGAUGAUGACUUCCAUAUUUACGUCUACGAUUUGGUGAAAACAUCCUAGAUGUCAUCACAAACUUUGCCAAAUUUGUGGAACUGUUAAAUGUAUAAUUUGUAGACAUAAAGACUUGAUUGCUUUCCA
Molecule: messenger RNA, 1157 nt
Organism: Peromyscus eremicus (cactus mouse)
Lineage: Eukaryota; Metazoa; Chordata; Mammalia; Rodentia; Cricetidae
Gene: Spin1
Product: spindlin 1
Exons: 6
Coding region: 291-1079 (262 amino acids)
Biological process (GO): gamete generation; regulation of DNA-templated transcription
Cellular component (GO): nucleoplasm; cytosol
Source: RefSeq, a predicted model, not a curated record